UGGCAAAUUGCUUGUCCUUGUUGCUUGAUCAUAUAUUAUCCCUAAAAGUCACAAUGAUUUAUUCUCAUUGCAUUGUAUAACAAAAUAUAAACAUUAAGCAUUUAUAUCCAAGACACAAUUUAAUGAUAAUUAUGAAAAGUGAAUUUAAAGAAAUGUAAUGUGAUGCUCUCUGCGAACACUAUGCAAAUACUCCACAUGAAUCCAUGAAAGCAUAAAAACACAAACAAAUGGUAUGAUUUAGAUCUUUUCUGAUAUUGUGUUGAUAUGCUGUCAAGAUAUCAUCAUGUAGUGACGAAUUUGGUUAGAAAUACGGGAAGGGGAAGGAGAAGUUCAGCAUUGCGCCAUAUACAUUGACAUGCACAGAAGACAAAAAAAAAGGUCUGUUUUUAAGGGUUUAUUUUAGUCAAAAUUGUCAUUAAUCCACAUCAUGUGGAGCUUUCUUCUUCUCUGCUCCUGCAUGCAUAUCGCUGUUGUUGUUGCUCAAACUCUAAUUUUUGGACACAGAGGAGAGAGAGUUGACAUCAGAUGCAGCUAUGAAUCUGGAUAUGAAUCAAAUUCAAAGUAUUUUUGUAAAGGCAAGUGCACCUUUGGAUUUAGAGACAUCAUUGUUAGAUCAGGAUCUCCAGCUGAAGACGAGAGAUUCUCUCUGACUGAUGACAAGAGGACCAGAGUUUUCACCAUCAGCAUCACUGACCUGAGAACAGAGGAUACAGGACAAUACUGGUGUGGUGUGGAGAGGACUUUAACUGAUGUCUAUUCAGAGAUUGUGUUGCUGGUUAAAGAGGAUGAGAGGUCAACAGCAUUUCCAACCAUCAGUCUGUUUUUAAUAACAAGCACAAGUGUUUCAUCAGCUCCUCUGACUCCUCAAACCCUGUUAGCACAGACGUCUGCACCUGACUCAGAUUCAUUUGUCAUCAUCAUCAUCAUAACUGCAGUAGGUUUGGUUUUGCUCCUGAUCUCUGCUGUAUUCCUUGUUGUGGCUGUACGAAAGAAAAAACAGACUUGUGGUCUGGUUUCCUUCUUUACUGAAGAGCUACAUGUGAUGACAAGAAAAGCAGAAGAAAAUGCUUACGAGAAAGGAAACCCAGCUGUGGUCUCAAACUCACACACAGCUCAAAGUGACGACGGUUCUGCUUCAAACGGGUUUCACAGACCUGCAAACACAGAAACAGUCGACACAGACCUCGACUACAUGAAUGUUGCUGCUGCUGAGAGAAACGCUGUGGAUCCAGAUCAGAUCUACACAGAACUGAACUCCAGCAGACAGAGUGACGUUUAUCAGAGUCUCAGAACUGAUUCUGUUCAAGAAGAGUCCAUCUAUCACAGUAUUGGUCAAACACUGGACUGAACACUGAAGCCUCACAAACAAUCAAACAAUGGUAACAGUAGUCUUAAAUAAUCUUGUAGGUCUAAUACAUGUAAAAGAGUGUAAAUAUGAUACAUUUAUCACUGCCUUAAACUCAAGCUAAACAUGCUGUGAAGAUCGUAUACCAGUAUUGUUCUGAAUAUAAAAACAAUAAUAAUAUAUACAUUUUUUUUCUUGUAAAUACCUCUGAAAUAAAAUUGGAUCAUCUUAAAUUCAGGGUCUAGACUUUUACAUGUCAAUAUUAUGCCUGCAAUAUUAGCUGGCAUCAAAAACCAUAUAAUCAGGGAAUUAUACAAUAAUUCCCUGAUUAUGUGGUGCCAUAUAACCCAGUUUUAUAUAACUGGUGGGUCGCAAGAUAGUUUUGUGUGUGUCAAGGAGUGUUCGGUCAAAGAACCAACAACAUUCAUUCCAUAUUUUUCCUGAUGCAACACUUUUACUUUGAACGACAUGCAUUGAAUCAGUUUUUAAACACGUUUAAUUAAUUUUAAAACUGGUGGAGACCAUAGACUUAAAGGGAUAGUUCAGCCAAAAAUGAAAGUUCUGGUCA
Molecule: messenger RNA, 1913 nt
Organism: Carassius gibelio (silver crucian carp)
Lineage: Eukaryota; Metazoa; Chordata; Actinopteri; Cypriniformes; Cyprinidae
Product: CMRF35-like molecule 5
Exons: 6
Coding region: 428-1348 (306 amino acids)
Source: RefSeq, a predicted model, not a curated record